GCCGAGGCAAGCGAGCUGAUCAACCUCAGCACCAAGUUGGGCGAGGUCAGCGGGUGCUAUGGCCUUGACGAAGACGGCGCCACCGUCAAGCUGCCCCCGGACGACAAGCUACUCCGCGUGAACCAGCUCAUCGCGCGGGCCGCCCCGGACAAUUUUCACUGGGCGAGGGUUGACUUCCGCGCCAAGCGGCACUACUCCGCUCUGCCUGAGUACCAGUGGGCCCUCUACUUCGGGAAGACCCCCGAGGGCGAGCUCCCCUGA
Molecule: messenger RNA, 261 nt
Organism: Prorocentrum cordatum
Lineage: Eukaryota; Dinophyceae; Prorocentrales; Prorocentraceae
Source: the annotation of a GenBank genome assembly